This is a messenger RNA of Rhinocladiella mackenziei CBS 650.93, 1755 nucleotides long. RefSeq lists its product as uncharacterized. Lineage: Eukaryota; Fungi; Ascomycota; Eurotiomycetes; Chaetothyriales; Herpotrichiellaceae. The record is from RefSeq and is a predicted model, not a curated record. Bases 1 to 1755 code for a protein of 584 amino acids. The transcript is spliced from 2 exons.
AUGGUCAUACGAUGCUUCUUUCGACAAGCUUCGACCGUCACAAAGAAAAGGAUUCCCAAAACCCAGGCAGAAGCUGCCAGCAGCUCAGGACGGCAACGGAAUUCUCGUCAUGAAAUUGUCAAUCAGCAACUUUGUGACCAAAUCCUCGAUCGUAUCAAAACAACGUUACCUGCUCCCCACAGUUGCGAUCUGAUCGAUAUCUACCCUGGCGAAGGUCUUUGGUCUCGAGCCCUCCAUGCUAUCCUUAAACCUCGGCGUCAUGUCCUCGUCGAACCGGCGCUGUCAACAUAUUCUGUCCACCUCGAUACCUUAUUAAGUCCGAAAGGAACACCAUAUCGACAUACGAAUCUCCUUGAAGAAGCUUUCGAUCCGACUCAAAAAAUGCUCUCCAAAUAUGACACUGAUCAUGACGAGGCUUCUGGAAAAAUUCCUCGGCUGAAUCCAUCUCUAUUAAUUACGGCAAAUCUGUCUGGUGCCCCUCUCAGGAUUGCCAACUACACUGGAACUCAGAGCAGAAAGUUCUUCGACGAUCUAUACUUAUCGCUAUGGAAGAUUCGGGGCAAUAUUCAUCGAUACGGUUUGGUACGAGUGUUGGCAUGGGUACCAGAUGGCGAGAAAGAUGCAUACAUUCCUCGAACAGUAGCUGCCCGCCGGAAACAGUCCAUCAUGUUGGAAGCUAGUUAUGCUAUUAGUGAAAUCGCUGGUGCUUCAAAUGAUACCAAACUCACUCGUUUCACCAGGUGGCCUGACAUCGAUGUGCAAGAUCACAUUCGAGUCGCAGCUGAAGAGCAAACCAGAGGACUCAAGACACCCGAAUCAAGACGUGAGCAGAUUCCCCAGCCAGACCUCCUUAGCUUCAAACCGACUUCGAAAUCCAUUCGAAAAGGAGCCUUCACAUCUGAUGCAGAGUGGGUGUUCAAAUUUAUGGAGUUGGACGACUGGCUGAAGAAACACGACUCCGCUUGGUACAAGCGAAACGCGUCGGGCCGUUUCAGAGGUAAACAUAUUGACAGCGCCGAGCGAAACGGUGCGGAGCGAAAAGCAUGGCGGCGACUAUUGAAGGUCGCCGAAACGCGACAUAAAACCCAUAUGAAGGCGGUUGGUCUCGUCAAACAACAACGGGAGCUUUUCGCAGAGUGGAAGAGUCUGGUCUUGACGGCUGAGAACAAUACCUUGGCGCCCGGGGAAGAGAAGCGACUUCAGACUCUUGCGGAAAACCUCGAUCAGCAAAUCAAAAAGUUGAACCGAACCAACAAAGUUUUCGCAGAAAAGGCCAUUGAUGACCUUAGAGCAUACGACAUGUCUCCGCCCAUCAUGUGGUGGAAUAAACGCGAAGCUGAACCAUUGAUUGUAAACGAUAGUGAUUUCCACCCUCCUCAACAGUCCAUGGCACUUCUCGAUGUCGUUCCUCGACCGGAAUUCCUCUCCCGAAUCGAUACCCACGACAAGAUGGUCUGCUUCGGCUAUGUUGUGAAAACUCUAGCAACCCAUAUCGCCGGCAGUCUAGCCGAUGCUUUGAAAUCACUGGUCCACGAGGGUUAUGAGGAAUUCGUCAAGACCAUCCCUAGCAUACAUGAUCCGACCAAGGGUGGAUGGUAUGAUUUGUCUCAGUUGAGGGUCCGAGCUCUUCCUGCCGAGAUAUUUGUCCAGAUUGCUCUGGCGUAUGAGAAAUGGCCAUUCCGCCUGUCCAUCGAGAGUAUUAUCAUGAUGAGCCCCGAUCCUCAGGCCGCAUAUAGUCUUGGGGAUGAUGGUUGA